This is a messenger RNA of Fopius arisanus, 6132 nucleotides long. RefSeq names its product 1-phosphatidylinositol 4,5-bisphosphate phosphodiesterase epsilon-1. The transcript is spliced from 14 exons. Lineage: Eukaryota; Metazoa; Arthropoda; Insecta; Hymenoptera; Braconidae. The record is from RefSeq and is a predicted model, not a curated record. Bases 1 to 5637 code for a protein of 1878 amino acids. Gene Ontology annotation, molecular function: phosphatidylinositol-4,5-bisphosphate phospholipase C activity; guanyl-nucleotide exchange factor activity. Gene Ontology annotation, biological process: small GTPase-mediated signal transduction; release of sequestered calcium ion into cytosol; phosphatidylinositol-mediated signaling.
AUGAAGCGAAUGUGUCUUUCAAGUGUAGCAUUCAAAGUAUCGAGAAAUGAAAAGCUGGAGAAACGGCCGCAGCCGCAGCAGCCUCGGAGCUCUGAGGAGCUGGAGGAUUUGCACAAGCUGCUGCACUUCCCCGAGGAGGUGGCUCUCCGUUUGACAGAGAGCGAGUAUCAGCUGUUCUACCAGGUGCAGCCUUGCGAGUACCUGAGGCACGUGGCUCAAGAUUUAACAUCUUACACUAAAUCAGGUAAAAAACCGCCACCGUCGCCAACAGCUUACCAACAUCAGUCGAGGGAGUCCCCCAGUACUGUCAACAGUUCAACGCAAACAGAUGAGGAGGCGCUGUGGCUGGGUGGCGCCACCUCCGCCCUUUCCGUGCAGAUCCUCAUCAACCGGUUUAAUGAGGUGAGCUCAUGGGUAACUCACACCAUAACAAGUGGCUCGACAAUCGAGGAGCGGCAGGCAUUUCUCUCGUGCCUAUUGCGAGUCGCCCAAACCUGCUGGAACACCGGCAACUUCAACUCGGCGAUGGAGAUAAUCGCUGGCCUCAAAUCGAAUAAAUUGAAGCCGUUCUGGCAGAGCGUAAAUGAACCACUCCCGGUUCUGGAGUAUCUCUCAUCGGCCCUUCUGUCUUCCGAAUAUGAAAGGGCGCUGUCUCGUGCCCUGGCAAUGCCGGAAUGUCCGGUUGUGCCAUUCUUCGGGGCCUUUCUCCGCGAGUUACGCGAAGUCAUUGCCUCAGUUGCCAAGCAACCAGGAGAGAGCAAAGACAGAGAGACUCAGCGAACUAGCAGUAAGGAGGGCCCACCCCUCGAACACGUGCCUUCGCCCUCGCCAGGUGCGAGAACCGCUGUUGAGAGUAAUGCAGAUGCUCCCUCCGGAUGGAGCUCAUCAGGGAGUACAAGCGGCAGCGGUGGCGGUACCAGUAAAGGUGUAAAUUUCGAGUGUCCACAUGACACCAAUGUAGUCCUCGACAAGGUUGCUAUGUUCCAUCAGCAUCGUCACGCGCGUGGAAGAGAUGCCACAACUGGCUCACUCCAUCGUACAUUGAGUGUACACACCACAGCUAUUCUCGAGCAAAAUUAUAUGACUGAAGAGUGCGAUGAAAAUGACUAUCACCUUGACCUUGAUUCGUACAAGCCGGUUCAACCCCUAGCUGCUGAUCAUGGUAUUGCAUUGUUUCCAGUUGCUGCACCUAAUAAUGGCAUGGAUCUUCACCUUUUGCAGGUACUUCAUCACGGCACAACUCUGGUACAUUGGGACUGCGAGGGAGCAGGUGGUUCCCGUACAUCUCUGGUUUAUGCUCGUGUUGAUCGUGCAUGUGGCACAUUUGUAUGGGAGAAGCCAGCCUGGAGCCCCCUAAAAACAGCUGGUUUUGGUUCAAUAUCAAAUGAAUUUACCCUGACAGUUAACCCCGAAGAGAAUGUGCCAUCUGGACUUGUGACGCGUUACACAUCACCACAGGCUGACUGUGCAUCAGUCAGUUUGGAAGAGGGUUAUCUAGAUCUGAGUUCAGUUAAGGAAGUUACCAUUGGCUGUUGUGACAAGGACAGGGAGAUUGAACUACGGGGCAUCUGCAAGAGAUAUGGCCUUCCAGGAUCAGACUCCUGUAUUGGACUGAUGUACGGCUCCAAUCUUUCCGAUAAUCGUCUUAUUUUUCUUCUCGGACCACCAACACUGAGCAAAAUAUGGUACAUGGGACUGUGCUGGAUAUUACGUGGCCUGAAGCGUCAGAAUCAGUUGACAGACAGAAGAUCGAGAUGGUUAAAGGAGAAGUAUCUACAACUUUAUUUUGAGGAAGGUUGCCUUGAGCCUACCACGGCUGACGCCAUAAGGGUAUUUGGUGGACGCGAUUGGUCAAUGACUGAGAGUAUUGGUACACUGUCACCUACCAGUAGUGCUACACUACGACGACGUAAUCCAAAGGCCGGCAAAAAGACUAAAUCCAUUAGCAAUAUUCAUGCCCUGACUAAGGAACUGAGUUUCAAGCAAUACGAUUCAUCAUCGUCGGAGGGUGGUUUAACAGCGGCACCACUGCGUCAUUUAACGGGUAGCGGUGAGUCUUUAACGAGAAUAGUGCCUGCAUCACCGCGUUCAAGUCGUGAUCGAGUACCACCGCGCAGUCCACCAGGUACUGGUGAACGCAUUGUCUCAUCAAGCUUGCCAUACUCCAGUUUACAGAGUUUACUGUGUGUAACUCGAGAUAAGGAUAGAAAUGGCUCAAGUAUAUCCCCAGCGGUGGGCGAAGCGCCAUGGCAAGUAAAAGCCCGAGCCACUUCAAUCAUGUACGAGACCCAGUUGAAUUUCGUUGAAUUCGUGGCACUCUUUCGGUCAUUCAGUCUUCGUGCACGUAAGGACCUACGUGAUCUCUUUGGACAGCUUGCAAUCACAUGCCGUAGUCAGAGUGAUGGUUCACUCCGUGACUUCAAUAUGAGACCAUCUGUACUGAGGCAAACGAGCGAUGCUACACCACAACGAAUUGGUUUACUCACCCGAAAUAAUUCCAUAGAUUCUCACGAGUACAAGACAAGUGGCAACCUCCACAAAAAACAAAUAUUUGAUGCUAUUGCAGCAGCAAGUAUCGUGAACAACUGUUCAGGCGUUGACACUUCAAAAUCUCAAGUAAUUACUCUGCCGACAUUCACGAAAUUUCUCGAGUCGCGUCAGCAGGAAAAGUUAACCGAUGACCAGAUUAAAGCUCUCAUCAAGAGGCAUGAACCUGAUCCAGCACUGAGGGGCCAGUCGUGCUUGUCGUUUGAGGGCUUUGCACGUUACAUGAUGGACAAAGAUAAUUACGCAUUUCCAAAUGAAUACGCAAUACCCUCCGACACGGAGAUGCAACAACCAUUGUCACAGUAUUACAUUGCAAGCUCUCAUAACACUUAUCUCACUGGACAUCAGCUCAAAGGAGAGUCUUCAGUUCAGCUUUACUCUCAGGUUCUUCUCACCGGAUGUAGAUGUGUUGAGCUGGACUGUUGGGACGGUGACGAUGGUUCACCCCUCAUAUACCACGGUCACACAUUCACAACAAAAAUUCCAUUCAGAUCAGUAGUGGAAGCAAUCGAUCGCAGUGCAUUCGUUAGCUCUCCAUAUCCAGUCAUUCUCUCCAUUGAAAAUCACUGCUCCCAGGCACAGCAAGCCCGCAUGGCUCAGAUAUUUCAGUCUGUAUUCGGUGAAAAAUUGGUUACAAAAUUUCUGUACGACACUGACUUUUGUGAGGACCCGCAGCUGCCGUCACCCUCGCAACUGCGACACAGAAUUCUGAUAAAAAAUAAAAAACUCGUGGUCGAUCCAACAGCCCCUCUCGUUCAUCCGUCAAUAAGUCACCGGGGUAAAAUGUUGAUGUCAGAUCGUGCAUCAUCCAUGAAACAAAUGAGGACUGACGUUAGUAGUGCAUCGGUGGUUGAAUAUUUCAGCGAGGAUGAGGAUGAUGAGGAGGAGGACGAUGAGGAUGACAACGUUGAUGACAACUCAAUCUCCAGUUACGAGAGGUAUCUGGGUGGUAGCCAAAUGGUGCACGUCCGUUUGAAAUCUGAUCCAGCAGUUGACGACAAAUCUCAGAAACAAAGCAGUCAAAUCGCCAAAGAGCUCUCUGACCUCGUAAUCUACCUCCAAGCCAUUAAAUUCCGCGGCCUCAACACAACCCCAGGAACACUUCCCAUACCAAAAGCACGCCACCAAAGCCACACAGGCACCGUGCAGAGACACAGUAUCGCUGGGAUUGGUACUGGUGGAAUAGCAUCCUCCACUGGCUCACCACAAUCCCUGUCGACAUCCGCGUCUGUUGCCAGCGGUGGUAGUAAUAUCGACACACUAUUCCGUUCUAACCGUGGCAUGCCAGCGUGCUUCCAGUGCUCCUCAUUAAACGAGAGUGCAGCUAAAAAAAUUUGUCGUAAACAGCCACUGGGUGUUGUUGCCCACGCUGAGACCCAAUUAAUAAGAACCUAUCCCGCUGGAAUGCGAAUAGACUCAUCCAACUUCAAUCCCGUCAUCUUCUGGGCGUUUGGUAUCCAGAUGGUGGCUCUUAAUUAUCAAACGGAUGAUGCAGCGCUGCAUCUGAAUGCAGCAAUGUACGAGCAAAAUGGUCAGUGCGGUUACGUUCGAAAGCCCUCGAUGAUGUGGGAGAAGAGUCACAUGAUGUAUAGAAGAUUUAACCCAUGGGACAAAGAAUUUGAUGGCCUUCAUUCUGUCCACCUGACCCUAUCAGUUAUCUCUGGCCAAUACAUAUCCCCAGCUAAUCUCCUAGCCAGUACUUACGUUGAGAUUGAGUUAGUGGGAAUACCCAUUGACUGCGCCAAACACAAAACAAAAAUUGUUCAGAACAACUCCCUCAAUCCCAUUUGGAAUGAAAAGUUCUGCUUCCAAGUGAUGUUCAGAGACCUUGCCUUUCUUCGAUUUGGUAUAGUCGAGGCUAACUCUCAUCAUCUCAUUGCCCAGAGAGUAUUACCGUUAAACUGCCUGAAACCCGGUUAUCGUCACGUACGUCUGCGUUCAUGUAAAAAUAAGUCCCUAGCAUUAUCAACAUUGUUCAUUUACUCUAGAAUGGAGGAGGAGAGUUUGGACUACAAUACGUGCUGCAGAGAUCACAAUAAGGAGUCCAAACGUCCAUCUGGAAAAACUCCAGAGAAAUUGAGUAAUGUGGAUCCUGGAUUGGGGGGAGUGACGCUGAAGCGUCGUAUGUUUUUCCUGAGGGUUUACGAUGUGAUGCCCGAUGAGCCUUACACUAUCGUCAGGGUAACGCAAGAAAGCUCCACGCAGGAAGUCAUGCUGCAGGCUCUACAGAAGGCGGGCAUUUCUGCAGAGCAUGUGGACGAUUAUAUUCUGGUGGAGGAGGUUUCUCGAGGCUGGGAGAAGAAAGACAAAGAGGAAUUGCCAACUCAACGUGUUUUGGAUCUGAUGGAGCGUCCGUUGGAAGCUCAGGCAUUGUGGAAGGGUCAAGGUAGAUUUCUACUGAAACGAGUGGGCAAUGAUCCCAGCAGCAGAGCUUGGUUGGCCUCCAUCAGAAGUACAGCGGGUCAUGCACAAUUGAAUGAAAGUGGUGAAGAUCAGUCAAUGAUUUGGGACGAAGCUGACACUUUUCUCGUUUGCAUAUACAAUGUAUCACCUGAAAUACCAUAUGCCAUUUUACGUGUACCAGUUAGUAGUUCCGCUCAGGAUGUACUUGCUCAGGCAUUAGUCAAAGCAAGAAGAAUGGAGGAUCCGGUGAAAUUUGCACUUCUUGAGGAAUUGGAAUGGGGCGGCGCAGGCGCCGUUGGUAGUGGUAAUCGUCAGUUGCGGGUACUACGUGACGAUGAGAAUGUGUACAGUACACAGGCAUUGUGGAAGACCCUAGGAAGAUUUAUAUUGAGAGAACGGGAGCAGGCGAUUCCACGGAAACACCUGAUACCUGCUACUCUUGAUAGAAUAAGUAAAGGCUUUUCAGUCGGUAGAUCGGUGUCACUGCCUGGCUCCAGUAAGGAGAAAGUUCCGGUAGCCGAGGCUCUCUCCGAUCCGACCUCAAGGGGCCUACGUCAGCGUCUUUUAAUGGGACGUAGACGUGAGGUACACUCGGAUGGCGAAGAGUCCAGGGAAUCGGACAUCCUCAAUGCUGCAUUACAUCUCAAGAAGGUGUCAUUGAGGAAGUUGAGAGCCUGGAAGUCUUAGUGGCAGUCACGGGCGACGACGCUUUCAUCGUUGUUUGCCCCUCGGAGAAGUAAUUGGUGAUUAAAUCUGUCAAUGGCUAUCGGUUAUACCGAUUUGUUUGGAAUUACUGCUGUUCAGUUGUUCACGUCUUACUGCUUCUAUUCAGAUAUCUCCAAAAUAGAGAGCAUUGAGAUCAAUUCAUUAGAAUUCUCCUUUCGGUACAGUCCACUCGUAUAAGAUACCACAAGCAACCGGAGGUAAAUAAAAUUCCGAGAAUCACCAUUCCCCUAUUCACCAUGUAUCUUUUAAAUUCUCCAACAGCUUAAAAGUAAACUAAUAAUGUAGCCUGCUCUGUAGUCUGUAGUAUUUUCCGUCCUGUUUAACAGAAAAGAAAAAGUAGAGAAGAUAUUUCUUCCGUUUGCGUAAUUACUUCACGUGGGGAAAUCAUUGAAAAUUCUUUAUGAAUUAAUUAAAAUAAACGAAAAAACAAAAAUACAAUAGAUCGUUAAAUGAUUA